Molecule: messenger RNA, 1693 nt
Organism: Hippocampus comes (tiger tail seahorse)
Lineage: Eukaryota; Metazoa; Chordata; Actinopteri; Syngnathiformes; Syngnathidae
Gene: prmt8a
Product: protein arginine N-methyltransferase 8-B
Exons: 10
Coding region: 426-1652 (408 amino acids)
Biological process (GO): chromatin remodeling; peptidyl-arginine methylation, to asymmetrical-dimethyl arginine
Cellular component (GO): plasma membrane
Molecular function (GO): protein-arginine omega-N asymmetric methyltransferase activity; protein-arginine omega-N monomethyltransferase activity; histone methyltransferase activity
Source: RefSeq, a predicted model, not a curated record
CACUGUUACUAUUUUUAGAAGCAACGUUGCGGUAGUGGAAUCAAUCAAAGUGGGUUGGCAUUCGCUGUUACGUGCUGCUGCUUUUAGUGCCUCCUGCACGUUUUCUGUGCACUUGUUCAUCCUGGGACAGAGUAUCGCUUGACGUAUUUUCACCUGAGCUCAUGUUAUCUUGCGUUUCGCCGUGACAAAGAACACCGGUGGAUUGCAAACUUUUGUGCCAUGGAAUCUGUACGACUUCGUGGCAACGACACGUUGCUCGCCUUUGGUGGCUCGUGUAGUUUUUUGCAGUUUAACCACAUGUCAAGAGAACAUUGCAUUUCGGAAUGAAAAUGACGAGUAUUCAAUGACAAAUCACCAAGUCGUCCGGAACGCGGGAGGUGCACGCCGCUUUCUCACCUGUCAAGCGUAAAAAUAGAAAUUUUCUUAUGGGAAUUAAGCACUCGUCCCGUUGCAUGCUCCUCAGGAGGAAAAUGGCGGAUUCUGAGAGCAUUGAGCAGCCACAGCCGGUCCGCAUCGUUGCAUCACAGUCGGCUCAGCCAACCUCUUUGCCAAAGCCUGUGCCUUCCGUCCAGCCCACCCCAAGACCUCUUGUUCCACCACAUACGCCACACGCUGCCAGCCUUCCGAGCUGCUCUGGAAGGGGCAAGAUGGGAAAGCUCUGUAAUCCAGAGGAGAUGACCUCAAAAGACUACUACUUUGACUCUUACGCCCACUUUGGUAUCCAUGAGGAGAUGUUGAAGGAUGAAGUGAGGACGCUCACCUACCGCAAUUCCAUGUACCACAACAAGCACGUGUUCAAGGAUAAAAUAGUUCUGGAUGUUGGAAGCGGCACUGGGAUCUUAUCCAUGUUUGCAGCCAAAGCAGGAGCAAAGCAUGUGUAUGGGAUUGAAUGUUCCAGUAUUUCAGAAUACUCAGAAAGGAUCAUCAAGUCCAACCACCUCGACAGUGUGAUAACCAUCAUCAAUGGAAAAGUGGAAGAGGUGGAGCUCCCCGUGGAGGAGGUUGACAUCAUUAUAUCUGAGUGGAUGGGUUAUAGUCUCUUCUACGAAUCCAUGCUGAAUACGGUCAUCUUUGCCAGGGACAAGUGGCUGAAACCAGGUGGACUCAUGUUUCCCGAUCGUGCCUCUUUGUAUGUGUUGGCCAUAGAGGACAGGCAGUAUAAAGACUUCAAAAUUCAUUGGUGGGAGAACGUAUACGGCUUUGACAUGACUUGUAUCCGCAAUGUGGCAAUGAAGGAGCCUCUAGUUGACGUCGUGGACCCCAAACAGGUCGUGACCAACUCCUGCCUCGUCAAGGAGGUGGACAUUUACACAGUGAAGCCUGAAGACCUCUCUUUCACAACAGCAUUCUGCCUGCAGAUCCAGAGAAAUGACUACAUACAUGCACUAGUCACCUAUUUCAACAUCGAAUUCACCAAAUGUCACAAAAAGACUGGUUUCUCCACUGCUCCGAAUGCUGCAUACACCCACUGGAAGCAGACCGUGUUCUACCUGGAGGACUACUUAACUGUGCGAAGAGGAGAGGAAAUCACUGGCAGCAUUGCAAUGAAGCCAAAUGACAAAAAUAUUCGGGACUUGGACUUCACCUUUGAACUGGAUUUCAAAGGACAACUGUGUGAGGCAGCGAUAGUCCACGACUACAAGAUGCGCUAGGUUUUGCAGGAAACUGGGAUUAAAUACACUUGCGAGGAGCA